AUGCCCGAGGUGAAGCGUCUCACGAUGCAGAGACGCCUGCUUGCCAACUGUGUCGGACCCGCAAGCUGCGCUGUUCCAGAGAAGUUCCGUCUUGUUCUCGCUGUAUUCGACUUGUGUGUGAUUGACCAUGUACCAGGUGCUUCGUGUCACUAUGAUUAUACACGGAACAAACCGGGGGUGAAGAUUGGCAUCAUUCAAACGUUGUCUCAACGAGUAGGUGUGUGGUCAUCAACCCUUACACCCUGCAUCGAUUCACUAGAAGCCGAGUUGAAGUCAGUGAAAGCGCAACAACAAGCUGCGAGCAGCAUAUUGAGCCCACCAAAUGCAGGAAGCAAUGCGAAUGCUGUUCGAGACUUGGUCUCUUCUUUGAUGCAAGAGUGGCGCGAGACUCAUGAUUCUCCGUGCCAGCCUCAACAUCCCUUGACUCAACCGACUGUAGAGGCUGAUGCAAACCCCCAGUCAAUAAGUCCUGCUCUGGCGACUCCACAUCACCCACCAUCAAAUAAAAGAAGAUGCCCUGAUACUGAUAUCAGAGAAGGCAGCAGCCCAUCAGCAGCACAUUUUCCCCCGGAUAAUCUUCUCAACGCCCUCCUUGAUGCUUACUUCUCCGUUGUGCAUCCAUUUAUUCCUAUGCUCCACGAGAUGGUUUUUCGAUCUCGCCUACGUGACCCAACGGAGAGGCCUAAACUUAUCGUCUUGAUUCAUGCCAUGAUGGUUUGUGCGCUAAGAUACGUGGCAAAUGAGCGAUUGGCAGAAGAGUGGCUACAAUUGCAGCCUGAUUCUUUAAAGAAAUCGCGAGAGCUCGUAGUCCUAUCCGCAAUGGAAGGAAUGUCUGUAGAAAACGUUCAAGCCCUUUUACUCGUGGCUUUUGUGCAUAUAAGCGAUGGUGAUGCAAGAAAGGCUUGGCCGAUGGUAGGAACACUUGCUCGGGCCGCGGUCUAUCUCGGGCUUCAUGCCGAGCCAGAAGAAGACCAGCCAGGUGAACGUUGCCUGACUUCAUUCCGCUCUUUGUCAUCGGCGCAAGUUUGGACAGAGGCCGAGGAGCGAAGACGCGUUUUUUGGAAUAUCUUUCUUCUGGACCGAUUCUGUUCUACGACGACAGGAUGGAAUAUAAGUCUCUCUAUAGAAGAUGUUCAAGUCAGACUUCCCAGUGAUGGACUCUACUGGGUGAAAGAGGAACCGGUCACUACCCCAUUCUUCAAUAUCUGGAACAACUCAGAGGGAAAGAUAGGGAAAUCUGUUUCUUUCCUGCCAAGCUAUCUUUCCUCGCUUGCUGAUAAAGAAGUACCGCAAUCGGGACGUGUCUCUCUGGCGCCAGAAGCGCGAAAGCCAGACGCUUCAACCAUAGGAUCAUUCGCUCACUGUGUGGAGGCUACGGAGUCCCUCAAUCGGGUUGUAAAAUUCUUUCUUCAGCAGACGGUCAAUUUUGGAAAAAGACGAGAAUUUAGCGCAUGGUUGACAAGAUUCAAAGAGUUGGACCUUCAGCUGAUUCAAAGAAGUUUACAGAAAGCUGACCUAUCUUAUUUCAGCUGGAAAAUGUUUCUGCCGCGACGAUGGAAAGACUCAAACAUCUCGAAAGAGCCGGCGUUCGUUCAUAUGGACCCUAAUCUUACCCUAGCACACAUCACUCACAACACCUCCAUGAUUCUGUUGCAUCAAUGUAUCGCAUAUCCUCGUGCGAAAAUUCUCGAGAAGUUGAGGUUGGCAAACACAGGGAGCGUUGAAACCUGUCAACUUGCAGCAUCCGAGACAGCCAACAUCGUUCAAAAGUACAUGCAAUACACACCCUUUGUUGGUUUGGUCAACCCCCAGUUCUCAUUUUGUACAUUCAUUAGCGCCCGCGUUAUUCUCGUGCAUGCCCAUAUUCACCGUACGGAAAUACCUGAGGCCUAUGGGGUUUUACUAUCCAGCCUACAGCAAAUGUCAGACCGCUGGGUGUCAAUGAAUCCAAACCUCAAAUUGAGAUCGGAAACAAGGAACUUUGCCGAGGGUCUAAUUUUACAACUCCGAACUGUCGCAGAGAAAAUUGGAUCAUUCUCGUUUGACAUAGCCGCAUCUGAUUAUAUUGCUGAGGUGAAUUCUGCUCUAGGCAUGGAAGCCCCAGCCACCAAUACAGGACAAAGCCAGUGGAUUCAAGAACGUCGUGCACAGCAACGCCAUAGUAUCAUACCCGUCAAUGCAAGACAGUCGCAUUACAUGGAUACAAAUCGACUGCUUCGUGGAGCUGAUCAACAGAGUCCUCUUGAUCCGAUUGUUGCACCACCGUUAAGACCUGUGCAAAGCGAUGGGAUCCAGCCCGGAAAUUUCAGAUCGAUGCAGCCUAUCGAAGUCAAUCCAUCACGCUCGCAAUUUGAGCCUCCAAAUCAAGACAGAGAUAUUGCGCUCGAUGGUCUAUUUCCGCCCACCGACCUUACUCCCUCCUCCGGUGAUGGUCUAGAUGGAUUUGCUCCUUUGUCCAACUUCUUGUUAGACCCACAAUUUGUUGACAUGGACCGCAUUAUCAGCUUUCAGGAUUCGUUCAGGCAAUAUUAG
Molecule: messenger RNA, 2532 nt
Organism: Penicillium nucicola
Lineage: Eukaryota; Fungi; Ascomycota; Eurotiomycetes; Eurotiales; Aspergillaceae
Product: fungal specific transcription factor domain-containing protein
Exons: 8
Coding region: 1-2532 (843 amino acids)
Biological process (GO): DNA-templated transcription
Cellular component (GO): nucleus
Molecular function (GO): zinc ion binding; DNA binding
Source: RefSeq, a predicted model, not a curated record